Molecule: messenger RNA, 292 nt
Organism: Lodderomyces theae
Lineage: Eukaryota; Fungi; Ascomycota; Pichiomycetes; Serinales; Debaryomycetaceae
Exons: 1
Cellular component (GO): membrane
Molecular function (GO): transmembrane transporter activity
Source: RefSeq, a predicted model, not a curated record
CAGAUCCAUUUGUUCCGCAUUGUACAACAUGUUUGUCCAAUUGGGAGGAAUCAUUGCUAACAAUAUUUACCGUGAGGAUGAUAGACCACAAUACAAGAGGGGUAACUUACAGAUUUUUGUCAUUAGUUUGAUCUUGAUACCAGUGUUGUUGUUGGUUAAAGCGUACUACGUUUGGAGAAACAAGAGCAAAGAUAAGAUAUGGAAUGCAAUGAGUGAGGAGGAGCAGCAAACUUAUAGAGAUACAACUACUGACGAAGCAAACAAGAGGUUAGACUUUAGAUUUGAACAUUGA